CAAGUGCUGUAUAGUACUGUUAUAUAUUUCUCGCUUCAAAUACCACACCCUUGAAUUGAGCGAAAGUAGACACAUUUAAGUGUUUUUUUAUUUUUUGAAAGUUAAUUUGUUAGCAUGCUGACCUUAGAUCGUAAAAAGAUUUUAGGAGAGGGAGGUUUUGCCAUUGUUUUCGAAGGUGCUUGGGAUGGAGUGAAAGUUGCAGUCAAACGAAUUCCUCUAGAAAAAGCCGUGAGUAUUGAACAAGAAGUCAAGGCCCUACAAAUGUUGGAUCAUCCCAACGUCAUCAAAUUAUUUCACAUGGAGGAGGACCAAGACUUCAGAAUUAUCAUCCUUGAAUUGUGUGAUGCCUCUUUGGAAAAAUUGUUUCUCAAAGAAAAUGACCCGAAAAAAUAUCGCGGCCCAAUGCCACCAGAACUAUACGUUCUUCUCCAGUUGGCUGAAGGACUCGAGUACAUCCAUCAAAUGGGAUUAGUCCAUCGCGACAUCAAGCCACAGAACGUGCUCAUCCGUUCGGAAUCUACAACCCGACGAGUGGUGAUGAAAUGGGCCGAUUUUGGUUUCAGUAAAAAAGUCAACGAAAGGGGCUCUUUCACAAUGAGCGGUGUUAGAGGAACAUACGAUUAUUUCGCACCGGAAAUAUUGAAAUUACUGGAUGAGGAUAGCUCUACUGAUAACGAAGAUAAGAAAAGAGGAACAGUCAAGAGCGAUGUAUUCGCAGAAGGCCUCGUCUUUGGCUAUUUCAUUUCGGUAGGGGUUCAUCCAUUUGGCACCACAAGUCAUCAAAUUCAAAACAAUUUACGAACAAAUGAUCCAGCCAAUCUUCCCAGUAAGUCGAGUGGAAGUCGAUUACAACAAUUUUACGGUAUAGAAACAACCAACAUUCAUAAUACAAUCACAAGAAUGUUAGAAAAAGACCCAAACAAUCGAAUUACUUCGUCUGAUGUCGUUAAUCGACUCACCGAAAUUAUCCUGAAGAAUUCACAGCAGAUGUUUACGUUACUUGCGGAAGGGAACCCAAGCGUGGAAGAAAUGGAAAAACUGAUACAAGAAGGUGUGGAUGUCAAUGCCAAAGAUGAAAAAGGAUUGACACCGCUUUUACGCUUAGCAAAAAGCAAAAAGAUAAGUGAUAAUUUGGUAAAAAUAUUUAGUCUCUUGAUCCAACACGGAGCCAACGUCCAUUCACUUGACAGCAACGGUAAAAAUGCUCUCCUGUUCUGGUGCAAAAAUCGUAAACAACAUCGAAACAAAAGUUUUUUGGCAAUUAUCAAUCUCUUCGUUGAAAAUAGGAUCGAUAUCGAUUGCAAAGACAAAGACGGAAGUAAUGCUCUCAUUGUAUUGUGCAGAUCUUAUAGAAACGGAAAUCUAAUUGACAUUAUUCGACUUUUGAUUAAAAAUGGGAUCGAUGUCAAUUGCAAAAACGAAUACGGAAAUAAUGCUCUCACUAUUUUGUGCAUAUUUUAUAAAAACGAUAAUCUAAUUGACAUAAUUCGAUUUUUGAUUAAAAAUGGGAUCGAUGUCAAUUGCAAAAACAUAUACAGAAAUAAUGCCCUCACUAUUUUGUGCCCAAUUUAUAAAAACGAAAAUUUAAUUGACGUUAUAAAAUUGUUAAUUAAAAGUGGAUUCAAAGUGACUGAAGAAACGCGUGACUAUUUCCAGAGAAAUUAUGAAGAAAAAAAUCGCGAUCAAAUUUUGCAAUUACUUCAUGUUUAAACAUCCAGAUUAACCAGCAAUCUAAAACGAAUGGCCGCCAGUUGAUUAGAGCAGAAGAAGGUACCGAUUACGUAGCAGAUUGGAUGGAGUACUUGAAAACAGAAGACAAAGAAGAUACGGAUUUUUUGCGUAAUAAACAACUAGAUGGAAUUUUUAAAAAAAUGGGUGACGAAAAUUUCAAAAUAAGUUUGCGAUGCUUUUGACAAAUUGGGUCAGCUGAUUCGACAAGUGAUUAAACAAUAAGAAAAGUAAGAAUUGUGUAAAGAAGAAAAAUAUUACGGACAGGAUUAAGGAGAGAUUUGAAGAAACUAUAAGGAGCAAAGUGGAGCCAAAGAGGAAAAACAGUUUCAGCGGGGAAAUUGAAAAAGCGGAAAGAAAUCUAAGCGGAAAGAAAUCUAAGCGGAAACGACUGGGACAACACCAGCAAAUCAAAGUUGGGUGUAUUUGGAUUUCGUUUUUUCGCCAUGAGCCUAAAGAAGAAUCGCUUGAAUAUGCCCCGGCAAAUGUUCGAAAAGGCCGAAAAGAGAUUGAAGAAAAUUAAAGAAGAAACGUUUAGCAUCAAACGUUCGAUGCCGGCCUCGCCUAUUUGGCCAACCAUCCAGACGCUCAACACAAACCUGGAACUGCUGAAUAUUUUCGCUUAAAUUUAGUUACGGUUAUGUCUCUUCGUGCGUUUAAUCCAAUUUUCAUAAUUCUAUACUUCAUUAAAAAUCAAAUAAAAUCAUUUUUGCUUUUCAAAUGAAUUUUAAUACGAUCUGCAUCGAUUUUUCUGGCAGGAAUAGUGGUGUAGAUAAGUAGAGCAGUAUUCAAGCAGUCAAGCUAAUACAACCUGUAAUCGAAAGGUGUUCUGCUGUUUAUCCUGUGGAGAAGUUAUGGCCUCUGCUGAUCGAACCAGUGCCCGCUGGUUUCGCCAGUACUAAAUUCUAGUAAUGGCAAAUGUUAAUAAUGAGCUGAUGUCGAGUCCCGUGUCAACCUGUACCCCGGUAUCAGCCAUCUAUUCAGACGCGGCCAACACAAAACCUGGAACUCUGGUCCAACGCAGACGAGAACAUUUUCGCUGAUUAAUUUCCUUCUCUUUUGUCUCACAAUACGAUUCCCUUUUUUAUAAUUCUAUAUGAAUAAUAUGAAAUCAAAGUUUUGCUCUCAUCGUGCCUAAGAGCUGAGAAGUCAAUUUGAAUAAAUCCCAAUUACACGUAAAUUGAUUUCUCACGAUAACACUGAUUCAUAAGGUUAGUUAUAGGAAACCGACAACGGCUGCCAUCUAUUGAAUUUACGAGCAAGUGUUGUUGUGGCGCCAAGUUCGUCUAGGCUAGAAAAUGUUCUGGUUGCACUUUGCUUCAAGUGUGGAAGGUUCAAAUAUUUUUGAAUUUGAUUGUUAACCCACAGACAAAGUUGUGAGUACAAAAAUCGAAAUUUGUAGUCGUUCUACCAAUGAGUAAUUUAAUAAAUCCUAACCCUGACUGAGAUAACAAAAAACGACGAAAGAGAAAACAGUUCGGGUCUCAUAGCUCAGGAAAUCAAAGCAACCCAACAGUCAGAACGGAAGAAUAAAUGUUUCAUUUUUUCCUACCUUUAAGCCUGGGAAAUAGAGCCAGGAAUCCAUCCACAAGUGCUUCAUCCAUUCGCUGAAGAGUUGAAUCCACCAGGA
Daphnia pulicaria is the source of this 3358-nucleotide messenger RNA. Its product is annotated as probable serine/threonine-protein kinase fhkE. The record is from RefSeq and is a predicted model, not a curated record. Gene Ontology annotation, biological process: intrinsic apoptotic signaling pathway in response to endoplasmic reticulum stress; IRE1-mediated unfolded protein response; protein phosphorylation. Bases 115 to 1710 code for a protein of 531 amino acids. The transcript has 3 exons. Gene Ontology annotation, cellular component: IRE1-TRAF2-ASK1 complex. Gene Ontology annotation, molecular function: RNA endonuclease activity; ATP binding; protein serine/threonine kinase activity. Lineage: Eukaryota; Metazoa; Arthropoda; Branchiopoda; Diplostraca; Daphniidae.